AUGUUUCUGGCUCCUCCCAGAAAGCUUAGUAAAACAUUCCAGGCCACCUCUGGGAAUCUGCUGGCUCCUCCACCCGCUGCCCUGAGCUCCAGUCAAGACUUCACAGGACCUGGAGAAAGACACUGAGCUGACACAGAAAUGAGAGGACUCGUUGUCUUGGUUACUUUGGCCUGCUUUGCCAACGGUCAGCACCAAGCACUGAUUGACUAUUUGGAGCGGAGGCUGCUUGCUAUUGAGGACCGGAUCUCUCUGUGGCACGAACAGACCACCCGUUAUGCCUCGGAGCUGCGGGAGCUGAAGCAGCAGAUGGUUUCCCAGCUGGAAAACUUGGAUAAAGAGAAAGAGGCGCUGAGAAUGAAUCUGGACGGUGUUGGCACCAGGGUGGACCGGGUGGAGCGAGAGCUGGACUACCUGGAGACGCAGAACGGGGCUCAGCCCUGUGUGGAUGUUGACGACAAGUUGAUAGAGCAGCAGGUGACUCUGGUGCAGGAGAAGCAGAAGGCCAAAUAUUUUAAACUCUCAGACUGCAGUGACAUGAUCUCCAGUAUAAAAGCCAUGAAGAUCUUAAAGCGAGUUGGAGGACCAAAGGGCAUGUGGAGUAAAGACACCAGCAGGGGCUCUGGGAAGGUCUACAUCUUUAAUGGGACGGAUGGAGACACCAUCCACGAGUUUUCCUCUGCGCAAGACUUCACCCGCUCCCUGGGCCUGUCUCUGUCCAAGAGCCUGAAGCUGCCGUCGGCCUGGAGGGGAACAGGACACGUCAUCUACAACAACCACGCCUAUUAUGUAAAUCAGGUUGACGAUGUAAUGGUGGUUAAAUAUGACCUGAAGACCAACUCUGUGAUGGACAGCGCUGUGUUUCCAGUCCAGGACCAUGUCCCUGUGUACAGCCUGACCCCUGAGACAGUGAUGGACCUGGCUGUGGAUGAGGAAGGCCUGUGGGCCAUUUACGCCACGCGGCAGAAUGAGCAGCACAUCUCUCUGGCUAAAAUGGACGCCAGCUCGCUGGACAUCGAGCAGACGUGGGACACAAACUGCCCGAGAGAGAACGCUGAGUCGGCGUUUGUCAUCUGUGGUACCCUCUAUGUGGUGUACAACACCAAGGAGGCCGGCCGCUCACGUGUGCAGUGCGUGUUUGACGUCAAUGGCAUGGUGAGCAACGAAGAGGCGCCACUGGUUUACUUUCCCAAACGCUAUGGAUCUCACUCCAGCCUGAAGUACAACCCACAGGAGCAGCUGCUGUACGCCUGGGAUGACGGCUACCAGAUCCUGUACAAGCUGGUCAUGAAAAAGAAACUAGAAAUAUGA
Messenger RNA from Limanda limanda (common dab), 1308 nucleotides. It is a transcript of the gene olfml3b, whose product is annotated as olfactomedin-like 3b. The record is from RefSeq and is a predicted model, not a curated record. Gene Ontology annotation, biological process: signal transduction. Lineage: Eukaryota; Metazoa; Chordata; Actinopteri; Pleuronectiformes; Pleuronectidae.